Messenger RNA from Sesamum indicum (sesame), 2354 nucleotides. RefSeq names its product serine/threonine-protein kinase Nek6. NCBI's taxonomy places the organism in Eukaryota, Viridiplantae, Streptophyta, Magnoliopsida, Lamiales, Pedaliaceae. Gene Ontology annotation, cellular component: cortical microtubule. The record is from RefSeq and is a predicted model, not a curated record. Gene Ontology annotation, biological process: protein phosphorylation; microtubule-based process. Gene Ontology annotation, molecular function: protein serine/threonine kinase activity; ATP binding.
CCCCAGGACAACACCACCCCCACCCCCCACACACUCUACGCUGGUGUCAUAACUGUGCAAUAAAGAACUUCACAACUUCAGUUUCGAUUUUUGAAGGCGUCUGAGAGAGCCAUAAUUACUCUCAGUGAAUUCAAGAACUGAGCUUUGAAAGGGUCAUCCGCUUGACUCUGCUGUAUAUACCUCAAGAUUUGCUUUUUCUUGGUCUUGUGGAGUCUGUGCUCCUGCAAAAUUCCAAGUUUCUGGUGAAAUUGGAGCUGGGGGUUGAUGGAGACAGAAAAUGGUGAUUCUAAGUCCAAGAUGGAAGAUUAUGCAGUGAUAGAGCAGAUUGGUAGAGGUGGUUUUGGAGCUACGUUUCUUGUGCUCCAUAAACCUCAGAAUAAGAAGUAUGUGCUGAAGAAAAUUCGUCUCUCUAAGCAGACAGAGAAGUUCAGGCGCACAGCGUACCAGGAGAUGAAUUUAAUUGCAAAACUGCGGCAUCCAUACAUUCUUGAAUAUAAAGAUGUUUGGGUGGAUAAGGGAAGCUGUAUAUGCAUCGUGACCGACUAUUGUGAAGUUGGAAAUAUAUCCGAGAUUAUGAGGAAGACGAGAGGAGGAUAUUUCCCAGAGGAGAAAAUGUGCAGAUGGCUGACUCAGUUGCUAUUAGCUAUUGACUAUCUUCAUUCCAAUCGUGUCCUUCACAGGGAUAUCAAGUUAUCUAACAUAUUCCUCACAAAGGAAAAUGACGUCCAUCUUGGUGAUUUUGGAUUAGCAAAGCUUCUCAAUGAGGAAGGUCGUGCAUCGUCGGUUGUCGGCACCCCAAACUACAUGUGUCCGGAGCUUCUUGCAGAUACUCCAUACGGCUAUAAAUCAGACAUAUGGUCACUAGGUUGCUGUAUAUUUGAGAUUGCUGCACACCACCAAGCAUUUAGAGCGCCUGAUAUGGCUGGACUUAUCAACAAGAUAAACAGAUCUUUGAUCUCCCCACUGCCGAUUGUAUACUCUUCCACCCUAAAACAGAUCAUGAAGAGCAUGCUAAGGAAGAGCCCAGAACACAGACCGACUGCUGCCGAGCUAUUACGACACCCACAUUUGCAACCAUUCCUCCUCCGGUGUCACAACCCGUCCACUGUGUUUCUCCCUGUGAAGUCUCCCUCUCCCAAGACCACAAAUGAGAGAACAAGAAAACCGUCACCUGGAACUUCUGGAGGCAGUAAAGACUCUAAAGAAAGAGAGCUGAAACUGAAACAGAGGGAUUUGCUUCCGCUGUUUGAGGAAAAUACUGAUGCGCCAUAUCCAAGUUUGUUGGACGAUGACAUCUCAAUAGAAGAGCAACUCGAGACUAAGAGGGUUGAUCCCACGAGCUAUUUGGGAGAAAUUUCUCAUGACAGUGAAGAUUCAAAGAGUGGGGACACAAGUGAGACAACUGCUUGCAAUGGAGAUGAUCGGGAGAAUUACGAUUCUUCAUCACCUAAAGAAAGCCUCAACACGAUGGAUGCUUCGACUCUACCUCUAAAUGCACUACCUGAAGAACAAGACAAGUACUCUUCCAAGCUCGUCGCAAAGUCAGAGAAAUCCGACCUGGAGAGUGAUAAUACAGUGGAUAAAGAGCCUCUGUGCACUUCCUGUGUCGCUGAGGAAACAGAAAUAAAGUCAAAGGAUACUGCUCAUCAGACUUGCAGCAAAACAGGCACACCUGGUACAACUAGUAGCAGCAACUUUUUGUCUCUUUUUGAUGCAAACGUCACAUUGACCAAUGACAAGGUAAGAUCCGAAGUUGAUGCAGAACCAAGAAGCUCAUUGAGUGUGGAGGAAAAUUCUGGUGAAUGUUCAGGAUUGGCACCUGAUGCUGAAGAUCCCAAAAAUUGCCCAGACAAGGAUACAGUGAAAAUCAAAGAGGAGGUUGCAAGUGAGCCAAUGCAGGCUGAGAAAGAAGAAACUCAACUAAUGAAUCAAGCUAUCACCAACAAUCUGUCGUUAAACACAGAAGCUGCAGCUGACAGUGAUGAGAACAAAGGUGAGCCGGAAAUUCCAGGAGGACAGAGAGCCGACGCAUUAGAGUCCUUGCUUGAAUUAUGUGCAAGACUGCUGAAACAGGACAAAUAUGAUGAGCUCUCUGGUGUGCUGAAACCGUUCGGUGACGACACUGUCUCUUCCAGAGAAACAGCAAUAUGGCUGACAAAAAGCUUAAUGAAUGCACAGAAGUUUGCUAAAGAAUCCUAGUUUUAAGCAUUGGACAUGAUCAGGGACCUUCAUAUCUAGUAAUUUAUUGUAACGAUUUGUUGAGCUUGGAUGUAUAAAUUGUUUGUCCAAAGAGUAAAUGUUUGAUUGGAGUUUGAGGAUUGCAUUUAUCAAAAAUCAUGUCCGAAUGUUUUUUC